AGUGCCAAAUCGGGUCUAACAUAGUAUUUUCUCGGAAAUAAAACAGGUUUUCACUUUUCACAGCAGUUGCACUUAAUCACACGCUAUAAGCAAAAUCUGAAUAUUCAAUUGAAGUAAACGAUGCAAAGCUGGACUUAAUACUAUUAAAAUGUCAAAUAAACAAAAACUCGAGAUUUGAUUGCGUAACUAUACAGAGAGAGAUUCCAAAAGAUGAAAACAGUUUCCGAUUGGAUCCAUUCAUCUCCGAAUGAACAAAUCAACACUUACCAACAAUGGUUCAUCUCGGCAGAUUCAGAUGGUGAUGGCCGUGUCAGUGGAAAUGAUGCUACUAAAUUCUUCGCUCUCUCCAACUUGUCUCGUCCUCAACUCAAACAGGUUUGGGCUAUCGCGGAUACCAAACGACAAGGUUUUUUAGGUUUUGAAGAGUUUGUUACUGCAAUGCAGCUCAUUUCUGUGGGACAGGCAGGGUAUGAUCUUAACUCAGAUAUCCUUAAAACUCAAAUUGACAAUGAAAAGAUCAGACCUCCAGUAAUGGAAGGAAUUGAGGCAUUAGUAGUAAAUAAAGAGAGUUCGAAAAUAAAUGCCCAACAUGAUUUAUUUGGUACUGUUCAGUCUCGGCCUUUUCCACCAAGUGCUUCAAAAUCUAUAAAGAAGUUACCUCUCAGUGCAGUGACAUCAAUAAUAGAUGGCUUGAAGAAAUUGUAUGUGGAGCGGCUAAAACCGUUGGAGGUUACUUAUCGAUUCAAUGAUUUUGUAUCUCCAGUAUUGACCGACAGCGAUUUUGAUGCUAAACCAAUGGUCAUGCUUCUUGGUCAAUAUUCCACAGGGAAAACAACAUUUAUAAAACAUUUGCUAAGAUGUGAAUAUCCAGGGGCACACAUUGGACCAGAGCCUACCACUGACAGAUUUGUUGCUGUCAUGUCUGGAACUGAUGAGAGGAGCAUUCCUGGAAAUACUGUAGCAGUCGAUGCUAGCAUGCCUUUUAGUGGCCUGACAAGUUUUGGCAGUUCAUUUUUGUCAAAGUUUCAAUGCUCUCAAAUGCCACAUCCACUGCUAGAUGAAAUAACAUUUGUGGACACCCCUGGUGUCCUCUCUGGAGAAAAGCAAAGGACUCAACGAAGUUAUGAUUUCACUGGUGUUAUAUCAUGGUUUGCUGCAAAAUGUGAUUUGAUUCUUCUCCUAUUUGAUCCUCACAAACUUGACAUCAGUGAUGAAUUUAAACGAGUGAUUGGCUCCCUGCGUGGUCAUGACGACAAAAUACGAGUGGUUUUGAACAAGGCGGAUCAAAUUGAUACUCAACAACUCAUGAGAGUUUAUGGAGCACUGAUGUGGUCUUUGGGAAAAGUUCUGAAUACUCCAGAGGUUGUACGUGUAUAUAUUGGCUCAUUCAAUGAUAAGCCUAUAAAUGAAGGCUUUGUCGGCCCAUUAGGACAGGAACUUUUUGAGAAGGAACAAAAUGACCUCCUCUCAGAUUUGGUAGAUAUUCCAAGAAAGGCGUGCGACGGUCGGAUCAAUGAAUUUGUCAAACGUGCCAGAUCUGCUAAAAUCCAUGCCUAUAUAAUUAGUCAUCUUAAGAUGGAGAUGCCUGCAAUGAUGGGCAAAGCUAAGGUGCAACAAAGGCUAAUAGAUAACCUUGAAGAUGAAUUUAGAAAGGUUCAAAGGGAGUUUCAUCUGCCAGCUGGUGAUUUUCCUAAUGUAGAUCACUUCAGAGACGUUUUGAGUAGUUAUAGUAUCGACAAAUUUGAUAAAUUGAAGCCUAAAAUGAUUCAAGCCGUAGAUGACAUGCUUGGUUAUGAAAUACCAGAGCUGUUAAAGAAAUUUAGAAAUCCUUAUGAUUAAGUUGAAAGAUGUUUAAGCUUGUUGUUGAUUUUGUCAUGAAUGUUUCUGACUGAGAUUUUGAUGUUUAGGUUUUUCUGAAAUAACGGAAAUAUUUUUUAUGUAUGUGUUGAAUGUCUAAUGUCUACAACCUUUACAGUCCAGUCUAUGGCAUAAGAUUGUAGAGAGUAUUAGCGGCUGGUUUUGACAAUUGCCACUCUAUUUUGUUUGCAUGUGAAGGUUACUCACUAUCCCAUUUACGAUUUGUAGUGCACUCCUGAAUGGGAGUGGGACGACAAAAGGUGCUCUUGUAAACUUGCUUUGCAAUUAUAUCUAGACAAGACACAUAUGUUUAUGACUUUAUGUACA
Trifolium pratense (red clover) is the source of this 2184-nucleotide messenger RNA. Its product is annotated as EH domain-containing protein 1-like. The transcript is spliced from 16 exons. Bases 211 to 1839 code for a protein of 542 amino acids. Lineage: Eukaryota; Viridiplantae; Streptophyta; Magnoliopsida; Fabales; Fabaceae. The record is from RefSeq and is a predicted model, not a curated record. Gene Ontology annotation, cellular component: cytoplasm; plasma membrane; intracellular membrane-bounded organelle. Gene Ontology annotation, molecular function: GTP binding; calcium ion binding; protein binding. Gene Ontology annotation, biological process: endosomal transport; endocytosis.